GCAGAAAUGGUGCAGAAGUGUCGGCCUGAAAGUUCUAGGCCUGUUAUAUGAAUUCUAUGAAAGCAAUCUCUGGAGAUCUUUCUCCCUUCCCAUGUUUCUCUUCCUGGGUUUCAUAACACAAACCUGAGGCCCAGUGGAGAGCUCUUCCUGCCACUGAAUACAAAACACUUUUCAUGUCCUUACAAGAUGACAAUGAGAAUGUUUCGUUUUCCUACAAAAACACGGGAACCUGUGUGUGAACGGCCGGAGUUUCCUGAACGAGGAGGAAACAGUUGGAGGGAGUGAGAAAGUGCAACAGGAAGCACUCGGAGCAGGAGGUGUGCGAGGGUAGCAGAAAGUGUUCGCGUAUGAGUGUGUAAGCUGAGUUGUUUAUGGGGAUUUUCCUUCGCAUCUGCAUCAGGACUUCCCAUCCAAACGGAAAACCCUUGGAGUUCCCUUCUCAAUUGUUCCACUAUUAUAACAUUGUUUGUUAUGCGCUCCAGUGUGACUUUCGUAACACAUAACAAACGGCCAAUUAAAUUGUGUGGUCAGGUGAACACCCUGCAUGAAUGUGUUUGUUAGCUCUGUAUUAAAUGUCUCAGUGGUUUUGUUUCAUUUCACUGUUGUUUGUAAUCCACACUACUGAGACUUGCGGUCUCAUUUUGCAGUUUUGCAUUCACACCCUGGUCCCUAGAGGUCCAGCAACACAAAUAAGGGACCCCCUCAUUAUGAAGACACACUCCCACUGCUCUGAUCCACACUGAUGAUGUCAGAGACCAGCUGCUCUCUCUCUCUCUGUCUUUCUCUAUAAGGUGUCCUGCUUCUUUGGAAAUGCUCGGUAAAACUGACAAGGCAUCUGAGUUUGAGUCUUGCUGUACCUUUGGUAUAGUAACUAGUCUGACUGAAGAACUCUGUAGCUGCACUAGCUUUGAAUCACUUACUUAAAAAAUAGACGAGCUGGAAGACACCUUCUGAGAUCUUUGGAGUGCAUUAGAAAGUGGAUAAACCUGCUUUUUGCAUUGGGGAUUUUUUACUUUUUUUUAUAUUCAUUUUUGGGAAAGCUUGGAAAUGUGUUCUGGAAGGAAUCAAAGGACCCGGACAGUUAUUUGCUUUGUCUUGGUGUUUGUUUUAUGCUCAUCUGAAGGAGAGGCGGCCCGAGGCUGUUCCCGUCCGUGCUCGUGUCCCCCGUCUCUGCCCUCCUGUCCGCUCGGAGUGAGCUGGGUGUUGGAUGAGUGCGGCUGCUGUAAGGUGUGCGCCCAACAGUAUAACCAAGACUGCGGCCCUGACCGACCCUGUGACCACAUCAAGGGCCUGCGCUGCCACCUAGGGGCCGGAGGAGACCCUCGCCGUGGACUCUGUAGAGCUGACGCUCAGGGGCGUCCGUGUGAGUUUGGUGGGCGUGUGUAUCAGCACGGAGAGGAUUUCCAGCCCAGCUGUCAGCACCAGUGCAGCUGUAUGGAUGGUGUGGUGGGCUGCAUGCCUCUGUGCCCACACAACAUCCCUCUGCCCAGCACACACUGCACCAACCCUCGCCUGGAGACGCUGCCGGGCCGCUGCUGUGAGGAGUGGCUGUGUGACCAUGAUAACAGCAUCAGUGAAGAGCCGCCGGACCCCCGUCCUCAACACACCCCGUCCAACCACAUCAGCAAACUCCUGCAGAGCCCCGACAGCUUCCUGUCCAGGAGGGGCUCCUUUCAAGAGUGGGCGUCUGUGCCGGUGUCUCUGGUUCCCUUCCCAACAUCCAAAUGCUUCCCACAGACCACUGGCUGGUCAAAAUGUUCUGCUUCCUGUGGGUUUGGCAUCUCAAGUCGAGUGACCAAUAGUAAUGCACAGUGCAGGCUGGUUAGAGAGACACGCCUUUGCCAGAUCCGAGAAUGUGACAUCACUCCAGCUAUGAAGAAAGGAAAGAAGUGUCGACAGACAGUUAGGCCUCGGGAACCAGAGCAGAUCACGUUCGCCGGCUGCUCUACGGUUCGCCGCUACCGGCUUCGUACCUGUGGCUCAUGUGUGGAUGGCAGGUGCUGUCAGCCGUCCGCAUCCCGCACGGUGCGUCUGCGAUUCCGCUGCCCAGACGGCGAGAACAUCACACGAAAUGUCAUGUCGAUCCAGCGCUGCCGGUGCAGCAAAAGCUUCUGCAGGCUUCAGAGAGAGCUUUCCUCACCCACCGUCAGCCUUCACAACGACAUACACACCUUCUCUCACUGAACACACACUCCUACAUUCAACGCGCCAUCAAUGCAUAAUGGCUAAAAAUCACUUUUUUUUUUUACACCCGUUCUCAGGGAUGUUUCCUGAACUAUAGAAUAGUAAACUUCUCCUCUCUCAGCUGCUGCAUUUCAGUGCUCCAUGUCACCGCCCUUCUGUUCUAGAUUUGUAUAGUUAUUGCACUUUGUGUUUCUCUUUUGCUUUUGCUUUGGCCCUGUUCUGGUGUGAAACUCAUGAAAACAUGUCCAGGUCACAUUUCUUGACAGAUUUGCCCUCCUCAUAUGCACCUGGACAUUGUUAAGUGUUGUUUGCCCAUGUUUCCACUUCUGCUUUUAUUUAUUCUGCUAUUUUUAGCUUUGAAGUGUUUUAUUGAUUCUCGAAGGAUAAGUGAAUAUAUUUGGCUUCAGAUUAAUGACUUCCUGUCACUCGAAGGUUAAGAAAAUGCACUAGUAUUGAGGGUGGUGAGAUUGUGUUACAGAUAUUAUGUACAUCACUGAAUGAGUUACCUGAUUGUUAAAGGAUAAAAUGAAGAUGAGACUUUUUUUUUUUUUCGCUUUUAAACUAAUAUAUUUUCUGUCCAUUCUUUAUAUGCAGAGUUUUUACUUUGUAUACAGAUCUCUUUUGCAAUUUUAACAAGUUUAUGUGUGGAAGAAAGCAAUGAUGGAGACUGUUUUAGUACAGUGGAGACUUGCUUUGUCUUUUGUACAGUGUACAGGCUUCACUAUAGGUGGAGUGACUCUUUGAGACUGCUUCAUUUUUCGGGGCAUACUUUAGAUUCUAGACGCUCUCUUGUAUAGGAGUGAAGGACUAUUUGUAUAGUUAAGAUGAUGAAUAUAAAUUACUUUGCUGAUCAAUUUGUGUCAAAAAAUAAAACAUUUUCAGGAAAAA
Messenger RNA from Ctenopharyngodon idella (grass carp), 3072 nucleotides. It is a transcript of the gene ccn1l2, whose product is annotated as cellular communication network factor 1, like 2. Gene Ontology annotation, molecular function: protein binding. NCBI's taxonomy places the organism in Eukaryota, Metazoa, Chordata, Actinopteri, Cypriniformes, Xenocyprididae. The record is from RefSeq and is a predicted model, not a curated record. Gene Ontology annotation, biological process: signal transduction. Gene Ontology annotation, cellular component: extracellular region. The transcript is spliced from 5 exons. Bases 1048 to 2184 code for a protein of 378 amino acids.